AUGGCUGCGUAUUUUAACGACAGUCAACGCCAAGCCACAAAGGAUGCUGGAACGAUUUCUGGACUUAAUGUUUUGCGUAUCAUCAACGAGCCAACUGCUACGGCCAUUGCUUAUGGUUUGGAUAAGAAAGGCCAGGGCGGGCGCAACGUUCUGAUUUUUGACUUAGGCGGUGGAACUUUUGAUGUGUCUAUUUUGACUAUUGAAGAUGGUUUUUUUGAGGUCAAGUCGACUGCUGGAGACACUCAUCUUGGAGGCUAA
Molecule: messenger RNA, 258 nt
Organism: Meloidogyne enterolobii
Lineage: Eukaryota; Metazoa; Nematoda; Chromadorea; Rhabditida; Meloidogynidae
Source: the annotation of a GenBank genome assembly